CCCUUCCAGCCUAACUACCUUAGCACUAAAACUAGGUUAGACCAGUACCCAACAGGUCAUGUGUAAGGCGUAUUGCCGGUCGCGACAAUCUCAACAAUAUGGAUCCGUAGCAGGAUACAAAUUGCCUCAAGUUGAGAGCUAUUUUUAGGUUGGUCAAGUCAGCCUCGAAUGGUAUUCACGAUAUUUGCGUGCACGUUUACCAGGUAUCAGUCAGCCAUACACUAUCUGGCCUUGAACUGCGCGCCCUUCCGACUGCACGAUCAGCGCGCCCUAGGCAUCCCGUAUAGCAUUGUCAUAUCGAACAACGUUCUGGUGACCACGCGUUUCCAAUUAUAUAACCACUAUCGAUUCAGUGAUUAAUGCUAGGCUUCAAAAGUAUUUUAUAAUACAGUACCUGAGCAAAGCAGACGACAGGAUAGGCCGCAUUCACUACAGCGUCUAAACCAAUCAGCCACCGCAAUUCCGCUUGAAUCUAAUUCCAUAGCCCGUCAGCAUGGCUUCCACGAGACUCAAUUUCCGACCCGCAACAGAAGAGGACGCAAUUCCACUGGAGCAUCUGAUCAAUACUGCUUUUCGCGACGACAAGACCACCCAAGUAUUCUUAUCAACUGACCACGUCGGCAUCGAUGUCACCAAUGUUGAUGGCAUAAAGGCCAAAAUCUCGCAACCAAACUGUGCGGUCUUCGUCGGCGUUGAUCCAGAGGGCACCAUCGUGGCCCAUGGUAGCGUCCGCAAGCUUGAUGAGACCCGUGCUUGGUUUGGUUUGCUGGCAGUCGAUGUGCUUUACCAGAAGCGCGGCCUAGGGAGCCAGGUGCUCGCUUAUGCUGAGUACUACGCCCGAAAAGAGUGGACUUCGACGAGGAUGGAGUUUGAUGCCGUAAACACGCGCUCGGAACUUAUUGCGUGGUACAAGCACAGAGGGUACAAGGAAACGGGAGAAACGACGCCCUUUCCUUAUGAGUACCAUGGUGAUUGGAGGGGAGUCUUGAGAGAUGACCUACAUUUCGUCGUCUUUGGGAAGAAUUUGGGUGAGGACGACCUCGCUAUGAGACCUGCAACCUAGAAGCUAUCAACGCAGAUAGGGAUAGGCACAUAUGUGUGGUAAACCUAGAUCAAGGUGGAAAGCCUUUGAGCAAAUAUGAUAGAGGGCGAAUCUGUGGAAUAACAAUAGACUUACGAUACUCAAACGCAUACAUUCCACCCACUGACUGUUACUCUUUUGGCGCCAUGCGGCGCGAACCUGAGCGAUAGAACGCUAAGAAUAGUCAGGACGGAGAUUGGGAAUGCCAUCACUUAGAAUAGUUAAGAGUGUUGACCUUGGACUAAAAGUAAUGCAUUAGCAAUCCGAAUGGCCAAUUGAUUUAUUUUUUAAA
This is a messenger RNA of Truncatella angustata, 1373 nucleotides long. RefSeq names its product acyl-CoA N-acyltransferase. NCBI's taxonomy places the organism in Eukaryota, Fungi, Ascomycota, Sordariomycetes, Amphisphaeriales, Sporocadaceae. The transcript has a single exon. Gene Ontology annotation, molecular function: acyltransferase activity, transferring groups other than amino-acyl groups. The record is from RefSeq and is a predicted model, not a curated record. The coding region runs from base 494 to 1063 and encodes 189 amino acids.